This is a messenger RNA of Colletotrichum costaricense, 141 nucleotides long. RefSeq lists its product as uncharacterized. The record is from RefSeq and is a predicted model, not a curated record. The transcript is spliced from 2 exons. The coding region runs from base 1 to 141 and encodes 46 amino acids. Lineage: Eukaryota; Fungi; Ascomycota; Sordariomycetes; Glomerellales; Glomerellaceae.
AUGCCGGAAAGACGCCCGACAUCCAGCGCCAACGCCAAUAUCAGCACCAAGACCAAGACCAGCACCAGCACCAGCACCAGCACCAACACCAGUCAUCGGCUGACGGCUGUCCAGACCGGAGAGGCGGGAGGAGGCGGAUGA